Molecule: messenger RNA, 2560 nt
Organism: Zerene cesonia (dogface butterfly)
Lineage: Eukaryota; Metazoa; Arthropoda; Insecta; Lepidoptera; Pieridae
Product: 8-oxo-dGDP phosphatase NUDT18
Exons: 1
Coding region: 268-1269 (333 amino acids)
Molecular function (GO): 8-oxo-dGDP phosphatase activity; 8-oxo-GDP phosphatase activity; magnesium ion binding
Source: RefSeq, a predicted model, not a curated record
CUUGAAUAUAUACCUAGUUAUCUGUGAGUAAAGUUGUGAAUUUAUUAUUUCCGCAGUCCGCUACGCAUACCGUAAUCGCAUUCCGGUUUUUUGAUCGAGUUCAAUCAUGUAGCUACAAAGUUAAAGUGUUAACGAUAGUACAAAUUAAUAAUUAUUUAUAAUUUACUCGAAUGUAGCAUUGAAAUUUGCUCAAAUCUAAAAGUAUUUUAAAUUAUUAUCGGUAGAUAUUGUGAAUGUUAAAGUAAGUAGACUUAAAAGUGGGUAACUAUGUCGCGCCAAGUGGACUUGAAUAUUAACAAAUUACUUGAUGGAUUAGGCCUCGAUGGAGAUGAAAAUGAUUUUUGCGACUUUACUAUAGCCGACCAGAACUCUGUUGCUGAAUCUCAAGGUAUAACACCAACGACUCCGUCAAAUUUUAAACCCAUACUUGGCAGUAAUGUUACUUAUGUUGUAGCAUGUGUAAUAUUAAAUGAAAACAAUGAGAUUUUAAUGAUGCAAGAGGCCAAAGAAAGUUGCGCUGGUAAAUGGUAUCUUCCUGCGGGUCGUAUGGAGAAAGACGAAACAAUUGUUCAAGCCGCAGCUAGAGAGGUACUUGAAGAAACUGGAUUGUACUGCAAACCAGAAACCUUACUAGUCGUAGAAACCGCGGGCGGAACUUGGUACAGAUUUGUUUUAACCGGAAAAGUGACUGGGGGUGAACUCAAAACUCCGGCGAAAGCUGAUAAAGAAUCUUUACAGGCAAAAUGGAUUUCAAAUUUGGAUGAAAUAACUUUGCGAGCCAAUGACAUAUUGCAUUUAAUUGAGAGAGCUAAAAUGUACAAACAGAGCCGUCCUGGUGAAACCUGGCAUAGAAAUAUUCUACCAGUACCAACUCCGCACACAAAAGAUCUAUUAAGACUUAUAGUCCUCAUUAAAAAAAGAAGUACAAACAAAUUGCAUGUUUUAUUAAGUGAGAAAAGUGCUCUACAUUUUCCUACAUGUGAAAUCAAUCCAGCUAAAAGUGUUCAUUCUACAUUGAGGAGGUUUAUGGUUGAAAUGUUUGGCGCUGACGUUGCACAACACAGGCCAUUGGGUCUCUUUAAUGUUGAAGCUGAUCCUUCGGCUCAUGGCUGUUGUCUUUCAUUACUAGUAGUAUUCAGACCUCCACUCGAAGAAGUGCCUUUAAUUGGAAAAUGUGCUUGGCAUGAGCUAUCACAAGAAGUUGAAAGGAAUCUCUUACCUGUUGUGUCUAAAAAAAAUUCUACAAUUGAAUUACAUGUUGUACGUUAAAAUGAUAAUGAUGACAUAUAAUUUUUGGUGUAAUAUGAAUUUCAAAUACUCAUUUGUUGUUGGCUCUCUGUUAUAUUAGAAGGAAACUUUAAAAUUUUCGAUUUAAAAGAAUUACUAUAACAGUUGAAAAGAAGAAAAUUGAUUACAAAAUGGCAUGAUUUAUUUAUUUUACAUUUGCAUUAUUUAUAUUAAUUAUUUAUUAUUUUAUUGGAUCUGAUACUAUGUUAGCUACAUGUAAACGAGUUUCUAUUUGACAUUUUUUAAUUUAAAUGUAUGUCUGCAAAAUUCUGUUAAUAUUAAUUAAAUAAUCAUAUAAUUGUGUAAGAAGUUUAACAAGACAAUUAACAUAUUGUAGAGAAAACUGGUGAAGGACAAUGGGGACAAUAUAUAAAAAAUUCUAACCUACUAACCAAAUUUUAGCUUGCCAACAAAAUGAUUCACUUUUAUCAGUUUAAAUAAUAUUAUUUUGCAAGCUAGGUAAAAGAAAAAGUUUUACAUAUGAAUCAAAAUAAAUAGCAAGACUGAUUGUUGAAGCAAAAAAAAACUGUUUGAUACUAUGAAUAAUGCUUUUUUUAUUAAUGGAAUAUUAUUUUAAAACUAGCUUUCCGCCUGCGUCUACACCUGCAUAUUCAAAGGUAAUUCCCAGGUUUUAAUUAGAUAUUUCAUCACAGUAAAUUAGCCUUUGUCACUCUAGCCACCUAUUUCAAGACAUAAAAAUUAUAUCAUGAAAUCCUCCCCCUCAACAUAAAAGAAAGACAAACAAAUAAAGUUUCUCAUUUAUACUAUUAGUGAUGAUUUUAAGCUAUGAUAUUUCUUUAAUGUACUUAUUGGCGAUUUAUUUAUUGGGCAGGCACAUCACUUCUUAAUUAAGCCGCCGCCUAAUAAACUGUACUCUUUUUUAAUUAAUUUUGUAUUAUACAAUUUAUUGAAGCGUUAAUUAAUAAUUAAUCCUAGGUAUAUAUUCAAUAAAAACAAAUCAGUAUUAAAUUAACAUUCCACUGAGUCUAAAUUUUGUAACAUCUAAUAAUACUGUACCCAAUAACUAAUACAAACUAUUGUAUUGAUUCCUUUUUCUCUAGCAAAAGGCAGCUAGUUAAAGUACAGACAAAGGGUAAAAUGAGUCUUAUGUACAUACAUCAUUGGGUACAUACAUACAAUAAUUUCAAUAUUCAGAUUAUUGAUUUUUUAUUUUUUAUUUGAAGGUGCUAUUAUGCAUUUUACUGCAUAUUAUUAUGUUUGAGUUACAUAUAUUAUAUUAAUAUGUUAAAUCCUAAAUAAAAUAUUUUUCUAA